Messenger RNA from Cynocephalus volans (Philippine flying lemur), 12042 nucleotides. RefSeq names its product mucin-3A-like. The record is from RefSeq and is a predicted model, not a curated record. The transcript is spliced from 22 exons. The coding region runs from base 1 to 12042 and encodes 4013 amino acids. NCBI's taxonomy places the organism in Eukaryota, Metazoa, Chordata, Mammalia, Dermoptera, Cynocephalidae.
AUGCAGCUGCUCAGGCUCCUUGGCCUCCUCUGGAUGCUCAGGGCCUCCCCAGUGGUCACAGGAACUUUAUCCAUGGCCACAUCCACACCUGGCAUGCUGCUUCCCAGUGCAGAAGCAGCCCACACCACUUUCAGCACUGCCCCACCCUCCAAAGGCACAGCAGGGUGGCCAUUUGGAACCCCCCCCAUCUCUUCUCCUGCUCCCAGCAACAGGGCAAACAUACCUAUGACUCUCACGAAGUCCCUCCAUUAUAAACCCACUUUUGAAACAUUGCUCAAAUCUCCAAUCACUUCCAACACCUCAUCAAUCCCAACAUCCAAGUUUGUCAUCAAGGUUGAAACCAUGCCACCCACCACCCAUCUUUUUCUGUACGGCACCAAUGAGUGCAUAAAUCCAACAAGCUUUAUAAUCACGACCACCUAUCCCACCACCACCUGUGUGACUGUGACCCAUGUGUCCUUCACCAGCUCCUACACCACCACUUACCCUAUUAUCACUACUGAGAAAGUGAUCUCAGCCAUGACCUCUUCUCUCACUACAGCCACUAUGGAGAAAACUCCCACAAUGACAGCCCCAUCUUCCUCCUCCCAGGAGAAUUUCAUCUCCGACACCUAUCCCGACUACAAGGAUGUUCAGCAAUGGGACAACAAACAACAGAGCUUUAACAAGAUUGAAGACAACACUGCCUACGACCAGGGCCAGCCAUCUACAAAAACAGCCACCACUGCUGUCACUGAUCCGGUGACAACACCCAAUGUGACUACAUCAUACAGCCCUCCAAGCUUCACUUCUUCAAACACCCACUCCAUUUCCAGCACCCCCAUGACGGCCCUCAGCUCACCUCCUUCCACCCCAGACACAAUGACCACUACUCUGACAGUCACUUCCUCCGUCACUCCCACGCCUUCAGUCACUUUGGACACAACCACCACGUCUCCCUCUGGCACCACCCAUGUUUUCACGUCACCUCAGGAUACAAUUUCAUCUUCCACACUUGUCCCGAGUACAGAAACCGUUGCCACUGGUACCACAUACUCCACCCCUUUACCCACCACGGUGACCGCACUCACUACUACCAGUACCUGGCCGACCUCUACUUCUGAGACCACUUACCCCACUCCUCCUAGUACUGCUCUGACACGGUCCACAACUGAAAUCACCACUGCCACCAUGACAAUGCACACACCUGUCACUGCCACCACUCCCACGCCCACCUCCCUCUAUCAGCCAUCUACAGAAACAGCCACCACUUCUGUCACUGACCAGGUAACAACAGUCACCCAGUCCACGUCACACAGCACUCCCAGCUUCAGUUCUCCAAACACCCACUCCUCCAUAUCCGGCACCCCCACGACAGCCGUCAGCUCAGUUCCUUCCACCUCAGGUACCUUGUUGACAAGCACAGCCGUUACUCCCUCAUCUCUUAGUACACACGUGGCUACCACAACACUCACAGCUGUCACCCACUUACCUGUAGGCACCUCUCAGUUCUUGACGACGAAGACAGACCUCCCCUCAGCACACACAGCCUCCAGUCCAUUUUCAAUGUCCACAAGUAUUGUUCCACCUUCCCCCGCAACAGAGAUAACGGAGCCCUCAUCCCAUGUUAGCACACGCCCUGCCAACACUGCCACUGUGAGCUCUACUCUCACAAGUACUGACAGUCCUGAGACCAGCACCCUCUUGACUAGCUUUCCAGUGACAUCUGCAUUCUCCUCUUCCGCAUCUGCCAGCAGCACCAGGACCACUGACACAGAGAGCUUCCCCUCAGCUCCAGCCAUCACCGAUACCCUCUGCACAACAGGGAAAUCCACCCUGACUCCCACCAGCAGAGACUUUCUAACCACAUCCGCAUCCACAGAACCGCCUACACCCACUCCAACUGCCACUGCAACCAACCAGAUGACCUCUCCUACCCCCGGUGACACGUCCACUGGGGAAACCACAUGGCCUGCUACCCCUGACGUUUCUACCAAAUCUCUCUCAGACACAAUGUCCACUACUCCGACAGUCACUUCCUCAGUCACUCCCACGCGUUCGGUGACUUCAGGGACAAACACCACCUCUCCUCCUAGCACAACCGACGCUUUCACAUCCCUCACGAGUAGAAUUUCAUCUUCUAGACCUGUCCUGAGUACAGAAAUCGUCACCACCGGGACCACAGUAACCUCCCCUUUACCCAGCUUGACGACCACACUGCCUAUGAGCAGUGCCAGGUCAAUCCCUGCAUCUGACACCACCUACCCCACUCCUCCUAGUACUGCUCUGACACAGUCCACAACUGAAAUCACCACUGCCACCAUGGCGAUGCACACACCUGCCACUGCCACCACUCCCACGCCCACCUCCCUCUAUCAGCCCUCUACAGAAACAGCCACCACUACUGUCACUGACCAGGUAACAACAGUCACCCUGUCCACAUCACACAGCACUCCCAGCUUCAGUUCUCCAAACACCCACUCCAUGUCCGGCACCCCCACGACGGCCCUAGGCUCACCUCCUUCCACCCCAGGAUACAAUUUCAUCUUCCACACUUGUCCCGAGUACAGAAACCGUUGCCACUGUACUGCUCUGACACGGUCCACAACUGAAAUCACUAUUGCCACCAUGACAAUGCACACACCUGUCACUGCCACCACUCCCAUGCCCACUUCCAUCUAUCAGCCAACUAUGGAAACAGCCAACACUGCCAUCAUUGAUCCGGUGACAACACCUAAUGUGACUACAUCAUACAGUCCUCCAAGCUUCACUUCUUCAAACACCCACUCCAUAUCCAGCACCCCCACGACGGCCGUCAGCUCACUUCCUUCCACCUCAGGUACGUUGAUGACGAGCACAGCCAUGACUCCAUCCUCUCUAAGUACACACGUGGCUACCACAACACUCACAGCUGUCACGCCCUUAUCUGUAGGCACCUCUCAGUUCUUGACGAUGAAGACAGACCUCCCCACAGCACACGCAGCCUCCAGUCCAUUUUCAAUGUCCACAAGUAUCGUUCCACCUUCCCCCGCAACAGAGAUAACGGAGACCUCAUCCCAUGUUAGCACACGCCCUGCCAGCACUGCCACUGUGAGCACUACUCUCACAAGUACUGACAGCACUGAGACCAGCACCCUCUUGACUAGCUUUCCAGUGACAUCUGCAUUCUCCUCUUCCGCAUCUGCCAGCAGCACCAGGACCACUGACACAGAGAGCUUCCCCUCAGCUCCAGCCAUCACCGAUACACUCCGCACAACAGGGAAAUCCACCCUGACUCCCACCAGCAGAGACUUUCUAACCACAUCCACAUCCACAGAACCGCCUACAACCACUCCAACUGCCACUGCAAACAACCAGAUGACUUCUCCUACCCCCAGUGACACGUCCACUGGGGAAACCACAUGGCCUCCUACCCCUGACGUUUCUACCGAAUCUCUCUCAGACACAAUGACCACUACUCCGACAGUCACUUCCUCAGUCACUCCCACGCAUUCGGUGACUUCAGGGACAAACACCACCUCUCCUCCUAGCACAACGGACGCUUUCACGUCCCUCACGAGUAGAAUUUCAUCUUCUAGACCUGUCCCGAGUACAGAAAUCGUCACCACCCGGCCCACAAACACCUCCCCUUUACCCAGCUUGAUGACCACACUGCCUACGACCAAUGCCAGGUCAAUCCCUGCGUCUGACACCACCUACCCCACUCCUCCUAGUACUGCUCUGACACAGUCCACAACUGAAAUCACCACUGCCACCAUGACAAUACACACACCUGCCACUCCCACCACUCCCACGCCCACCUCCCUCUAUCAGCCUUCUACAGAAACAGCCACCACUUCUGUCACUGACCAGGUAACAACAGUCACCCAGUCCACGUCACACAGCACUCCCAGCUUCAGUUCUCCAAACACCCACUCCAUAUCCAGCACCACCACGACGGCGCUCAGCUCACCUCCUUCCACCCCAGAACUGCCUACACCCACUCCAACUGCCACUGCAACCAACCGGAUGACUUCUCCUACCCCCAGUGACACGUCCACUGGGGAAACCACAUGGCCUCCUACCCCUGACGUUUCUACCGAAUCUCUCUCAGACACAAUGACCACUACUCCGACAGUCACUUCCUCCGUCACUCCCACGCCUUCAGUCACUUUGGACACAACCACCACGUCUCCCUCCGGCACCACCUAUGUUUUCACGUCACCUCAGGAUCCAAUUUCAUCUGACACACUUGUCCCUAGUACAGAAACAGUUGCCACUGGUACCACAUACUCCACCCUUUUACCCACCACGGUGACCGCACUCACUACUACCAGUGCCAGGCCGACCUCUACUUCUGAGACCUCUUACCCCACUCCUCCUAGUACUGCUCUGACACGGUCCACAACUGAAAUCACCACUGCCACCAUGACAAUGCACACACCUGUCACUGCCACCACUCCCAUGCCCACUUCCAUCUAUCAAGCAACUGUGGAAACAGCCAACACUGCCGUCACUGAUCCAGUGACAACACCUAAUGUGACUACAUCAUACAGUCCUCCAAGCUUCACUUCUUCAAACACCCACUCCAUAUCCGGCACCCCCACGACAGCCGUCAGCUCAGUUCCUUCCACCUCAGGUACCUUGUUGACAAGCACAGCCGUUACUCCCUCAUCUCUUAGUACACACGUGGCUACCACAACACUCACAGCUGUCACCCACUUACCUGUAGGCACCUCUCAGUUCUUGACGACGAAGACAGACCUCCCCUCAGCACACACAGCCUCCAGUCCAUUUUCAAUGUCCACAAGUAUUGUUCCACCUUCCCCCGCAACAGAGAUAACGGAGCCCUCAUCCCAUGUUAGCACACGCCCUGCCAACACUGCCACUGUGAGCUCUACUCUCACAAGUACUGACAGUCCUGAGACCAGCACCCUAUUGACUAGCUUUCCCGUGACAUCUGCAUUCUCCUCUUCCGCAUCGGCCAGUAGCACCAGGACCACUGACACAGAGAGCUUCCCCUCAGCUCCAGCCAUCACCGAUACCCUCUGCACAACAGGGAAAUCCACCCUGACUCCCACCAGCAGAGACUUUCUAACCACAUCCGCAGCCACAGAACCGCCUACACCCACUCCAACUGCCACUGCAACCAACCAGAUGACCUCUCCUACCCCCGGUGACACGUCCACUGGGGAAACCACAUGGCCUGCUACCCCUGACGUUUCUACCAAAUCUCUCUCAGACACAAUGUCCACUACUCCGACAGUCACUUCCUCAGUCACUCCCACGCGUUCGGUGACUUCAGGGACAAACACCACCUCUCCUCCUAGCACAACCGACGCUUUCACAUCCCUCACGAGUAGAAUUUCAUCUUCUAGACCUGUCCCGAGUACAGAAAUCGUCACCACCGGGACCACAGUAACCUCCCCUUUACCCAGCUUGACGACCACACUGCCUAUGAGCAGUGCCAGGUCAAUCCCUGCAUCUGACACCACCUACCCCACUCCUCCUAGUACUGCUCUGACACAGUCCACAACUGAAAUCACCACUGCCACCAUGGCGAUGCACACACCUGCCACUGCCACCACUCCCACGCCCACCUCCCUCUAUCAGCCCUCUACAGAAACAGCCACCACUACUGUCCCUGACCAGGUAACAACAGUCACCCUGUCCACAUCACACAGCACUCCCAGCUUCAGUUCUCCAAACACCCACUCCAUGUCCGGCACCCCCACGACAGCCCAAGGCUCACCUCCUUCCACCCCAGGUCCGUUGAUGACGAGCACAGCUGUUACUCCAUCCACUCUUAGUACACACGUGGCUACCACAACACUCACAGCUGUCACCCCCCUAUCUGUAGGCACCUCUCACUUCUUGACGAUGAAGACAGAACUCCCCACAGCACACACAGCCUCCAGUCCAUUUUCAAUGUCCACAAGUAUCGUUGAACCUUCCCCCGCAACAGAGAUAACGGAGACCUCAUCCCAUGUUAGCCCACGCCCUGCCAACACUGCCACUGUGAGCACUACUCUCACAAUUACUGCCAGCACUGAGACCAGCACCCUCUUGACUAGCUUUCCAGUGACAUCUGCAUUCUCCUCUGCCGCAUCUGCCAGCAGCACCAGGACCACUGACACAGAGAGCUUCCCCUCAGCUCCAGCCAUCACCGAUACACUCCGCACAACAGGGAAAUCCACCCUGACUCCCACCAGCAGAGACUUUCUAACCACAUCCGCAUCCACAGAACCGCCUACACCCACUCCAACUGCCACUGCAACCAACCGGAUGACUUCUCCUACCCCCAGUGACACGUCCACUGGGGAAACCACAUGGCCUCCUACCCCUGACGUUUCUACCGAAUCUCUCUCAGACACAAUGACCACUACUCCGACAGUCACUUCCUCAGUCACUCCCACGCAUUCGGUGACUUCAGGGACAAACACCACCUCUCCUCCUAGCACAACGGACGCUUUCACGUCCCUCACGAGUAGAAUUUCAUCUUCUAGACCUGUCCCGAGUACAGAAAUCGUCACCACCCGGCCCACAAACACCUCCCCUUUACCCAGCUUGAUGACCACACUGCCUACGACCAAUGCCAGGUCAAUCCCUGCGUCUGACACCACCUACCCCACUCCUCCUAGUACUGCUCUGACACAGUCCACAACUGAAAUCACCACUGCCACCAUGACAAUACACACACCUGCCACUCCCACCACUCCCACGCCCACCUCCCUCUAUCAGCCUUCUACAGAAACAGCCACCACUGCUGUCACUGACCAGGUAACUACAGUCACCCAGUCCACAUCACACAGCACUCCCAGCUUCAGUUCUCCAAACACCCACUCCAUAUCCGGCACCCCCACGACGGAGCUCAGCUCACCUCCUUCCAGCCCAGGCACCUCUCAGUUCUUCACGAUAAAGACAGACUUCCCCACAGCACACUCAGCCUCCAGUCCAUUUUCAAUGUCCACAAGUAUCGUUCCACCUUCCCCCACAACAGAGAUAACGGAGACCUCAUCCCAUGUUAGUACACGCCCUGCCAACAAUGCCACUGUGAGCACUACUCUCACAAGUACUGACAGCACGGAGACCAGCACCCUCUUGACUAGCUUUCGAGUGACAUCUGCAUUCUCCUCUUCCGCAUCUGCCAGCAGCACCAGGACCACUGACACAGAGAGCUUCCCCUCAGCUCCAGCCAUCACCGAUACUCUCCACCCAACAGGGAAAUCCACCCUGACUCCCACCAGCAGAGACUUUCUAACCCCAUCUGCAUCCGCAGAACCGCCUACACCCACUCCAACUGCCACUGCAAACAACCAGAUGACCUCUCCUAUCCCCAGUGACACGUCCACUGGGGAAACCACAUGGCCUCCUACCCCUGACGUUUCUACCGAAUCUCUCUCAGACACAAUGACCACUACUAUGACAGUCACUUCCUCCGUCACUCCCACGCCUUCAGUCACUUUGGACACAACCACCAUGUCUCCCUCCGGCACCACCUAUGUUUUCACGUCACCUCAGGAUACAAUUUCAUCUUCCACACUUGUCCCUAGUACAGAAACAGUUGCCACUGGUACCACAUACUCCACCCUUUUACCCACCACGGUGACCGCACUCACUACUACCAGUGCCAGGCCGGCCUCUACUUCUGAGACCACUUACCCCACUCCUCCUAGUACUGCUCUGACACGGUCCACAACUGAAAUCACCACUGCCACCAUGACAAUGCACACACCUGUCACUGCCACCACUCCCAUGCCCACCUCCCUCUAUCAGCCAUCUACAGAAACAGCCACCACCUCUGUCACUGACCAGGUAACAACAGUCACCCAGUCCACGUCACACAGCACUCCCAGCUUCAGUUCUCCAAACACCCACUCCAUAUCCGGAACCCCCACGACGGCCGUCAGCUCAUCUCCUUCCACCUCAGAGAUAACGGAGACCUCAUCCCAUGUUAGCACACGCCCUGCCAGCACUGCCACUGUGAGCACUACUCUCACAAGUACUGACAGCACUGAGACCAGCACCCUCUUGACUAGCUUUCCAGUGACAUCUGCAUUCUCCUCUUCCGCAUCUGCCAGCAGCACCAGGACCACUGACACAGAGAGCUUCCCCGCAGCUCCAGCCAUCACCGAUACACUCCACACAACAGGGAAAUCCACCCUGACUCCCACCAGCAGAGACUUUCUAACCACAUCCGCAUCCACAGAACUGCCUACACCCACUCCAACUGCCACUGCAACCAACCGGAUGACCUCUCCUACCCCCAGUGACACGUCCACUGGGGAAACCACAUGGCCUCCUACCCCUGACGUUUCUACCGAAUCUCUCUCAGACACAAUGACCACUACUCCGACAGUCACUUCCUCAGUCACUCCCACGCAUUCGGUGACUUCAGGGACAAACACCACCUCUCCUCCUAGCACAACCGACGCUUUCACGUCCCUCACGAGUAGAAUUUCAUCUUCUAGACCUGUCCCGAGUACAGAAAUCGUCACCACCCGGCCCACAAACACCUCCCCUUUACCCAGCUUGAUGACCACACUGCCUACGACCAGUGCCAGGUCAAUCCCUGCGUCUGACACCACCUACCCCACUCCUCCUAGUACUGCUCUGACACAGUCCACAACUGAAAUCACCACUGCCACCAUGACAAUACACACACCUGCCACUCCCACCACUCCCACGCCCACCUCCCUCUAUCAGCCUUCUACAGAAACAGCCACCACUGCUGUCACUGACCAGGUAACUACAGUCACCCAGUCCACGUCACACAGCACUCCCAGCUUCAGUUCUCCAAACACCCACUCCAUAUCCGGAACCCCCACGACGGCCGUCAGCUCAUCUCCUUCCACCUCAGGUACCUUGUUGACGAUCACAGCUGUUACUCCCCCCUCUCUUAGUACACACGUGGCUACCACAACACUCACAGCUGUCACCCCCCUAUCUGUAGGCACCUCUCACUUCUUGACAACAAAGACAGACCUCCCCACACCACACACAGCCUCCAGUCCAUUUUCAAUGACCACAAGUAUCGUUCCACCUUCCCCCGCAACAGAGAUAAUGGAGACCUCAUCCCAUGUUAGCACACGCCCUGCCAACACUGCCACUGUGAGCACUACUCUCACAAGUACUGACAGCACUGAGACCAGCACCCUCUUGACUAGCUUUCCAGUGACAUCUGCAUUCUCCUCUUCCGCAUCUGCCAGCAGCACCAGGACCACUGACACAGAGAGUUUCCCCUCAGCUCCAGCCAUCACUGAUACACUCCGCACAACAGGGAAAUCCACCCUGACUCCCACCAGCAGAGACUUUCUAACCACAUCCGCAUCCACAGAACCGCCUACACCCACUCCAACUGCCACUGCAACCAACCGGAUGACCUCUCCUACCCCCAGUGACACGUCCACUGGGGAAACCACAUGGCCUGCUACCUCUGACGUUUCUACCGAAUCUCUCUCAGACACAAUGUCCACUACUCCGACAGUCACUUCCUCAGUCACUCCCACGCAUUCGGUGACUUCAGGGACAAACACCACCUCUCCUCCUAGCACCACCGACGCUUUCACAUCCCUCACGAGUAGAAUUUCAUCUUCUAGACCUGUCCCGAGUACAGAAAUCGUCACCACCGGGACCACAAACACCUCCCCUUUACCCAGCUUGAUGACCACACUGCCUACGACCAGUGCCAGGUCUAUCCCUGCGUCUGACACCACCUACCCCACUCCUCCUAGUACUGCUCUGACACAGUCCACAACUGAAAUCACCACUGCCACCAUGACAAUACACACACCUGCCACUCCCACCACUCCCACGCCCACCUCCCUCUAUCAGCCCUCUACAGAAACAGCCACCACUUCUGUCACUGACCAGGUAACAACAGUCACCCUGUCCACAUCACACAGCACUCCCAGCUUCAGUUCUCCAAACACCCACUCCAUAUCCGGCACCCCCACGACGGCGCUCAGCUCACCUCCUUCCAGCCCAGGCACCUCUCAGUUCUUGACAACGAAGACAGACCUCCCCACAGCACACACUGCUUCCAGUAUUUUAGCUACCUCCACAAAUGUCGUUCCACCUUCCUCCACCAUGCAGAAUACAGUCACUGCAGUGGGUACAUCUACCAAUGCAGUCACUACCUCCUUCAGUACUGUCCUGUUGACUUCAACACCGACAACAAUCAUGUCAUCUUCUCUGUCUCCCAGCAGCCGAAUUCCUUCACUCACUCGUACCACUGCCACUCUUCCGUCCUCCCCACAUACCUCCAGUACAGAAAACAUUGUCUCCUCUUUUAUUCCCUCUUUUCCUACUCGCUCUUGGUCUCCCACUGCAAGAACUUCUCCUAGCACCUCCAUCCCAUCCACAACUCUUACUCAAACGACGCCAAUUUUUUCCAUUUCCCCUUCUUCUACUACCCCGUGUCCAAAAACUACAACAAUUACUGUUGUCUCAACCUCUACUGUUGAUCCAUGUAUUGAAUUGGAUCCCAGCUUUGAUCGUAGUUCUACUCCCAUUACCCCAUCAUCAGUCCUUCCCUCUACUACUGCAAUGGUCACCUUUCCUAGUUCCACCAGUAUGAGAACCGUCCCUCCUACAUAUGUGGACACUUUUACUUCCAUGAGUCUGGACAGUGAGCCCACCAACAUCAUAACUGAUGCCCCUAGUUCUCCCGAUGCUGGAACCGUACCCUGGAACACAGGUUGGACAAGCACCCCAGUGCCCACCAGUGAGAAAUGGCUGAGCACCAAGUCUGUAACUACCCCACAUUUGCCUGGCUUCACUAGUCUCCCACUCACCAUGAAACCAAGCAGCAGUCUUCCAACUGCCUUGAUGACUUCAAGCAAGUUGACAUAUCCCACCCCACCCACCACCCAGACUUCAAAGACACCGGUGGCUACUACCCAGACUCCCACCACCAGUACGUCACCCAGGACAACAUCGACCACUACUCAGAUGACUACACAGUCAACCACCACCCAAGGCACCUGCGACAAUGGAGGCACCUGGGAACAGGGCCAGUGCGUUUGCCCCCCAGGGUUCUCUGGGAACCUCUGUCAGGACCAGGAGACCCAAUGCCAGAAUGGGGGAACGUGGGAUGGCCUCAAGUGCCAGUGCCUCAGCACCUUCUACGGCUCCCACUGUGAAUAUGCCAUGGAAGAAAUACAAGUAGACACAGUGGAGGCCGAAGUGAGCAUGGAGGUGUCCAUUGAUGAGACGUUUUCCUCAGAACUCAAUGACACCACUUCAGAGGUCUACAAGAAAUUCAGCAGCAUCUUCCUGGAUCAGAUGAGGAAGAUUUACCAAAACGUGCAGGGGUUCAAGGAUGUGGAGAUCCUGUCCCUGAGGAAUGGCAGCAUCGUGGUGGACUAUCUGGUCCUGCUGGAGUUGCCCUUCAGCCUCUCCCUGGUGGAUGAGUAUGAGGAUGUGAAGACAGACCUGUAUGAGAAGCUCUACAAUGCCAGCCUGGUUGAGUACAGCUGCCAGAAUAACCAGACGCUGUGCUUUAUGUACGACUCCAUCAAGGUGAACAACAACACCACGACAGAUCUGACUGUGGAAGCCAUCUGCCGCCGUGCCGCUCCCGAGGGCUACGAGGAGUUCUACUUCCCCUUGGUGACGGACGAGAGCCUCCUCUGCGUCACCAAGUGCACGGUGGGCGUAGAAAACGCCCUUGACUGUCACCAGGGCCAGUGCCUACUGGAGAGGAGUGGUCCCACUUGUCGCUGCUUCUUCACCGACACGCACUGGUUCUUGGGCGCGCGCUGCGAGGUGGCCAUCCACUGGAGGGCGCUGGUCGGCGGCCUGGCGGCGGCCGCGGCGCUGCUCCUGCUGCUGGUGCUCGCCUUGGUGGCGCGCUCCCGGAGGAGGAGCGGCCAGCUCGGAGGCCGGUCCUGGGACGAGGACGGGAAAUGGGUUGAGGUCUGCGAUGAGAGCAUCGUGGGGACUUUUUCAAACAUGGGCUUCGAGGACUACGGAACAGCCAAGUAUGAAAACUUUGAAAACUUCUCUGUGAACCUGGAGAACGUGGACACCACUGUGAAGGGGCACAUCCAGAGACCUGAGAUAUCCUUCUCCUGGCUGUGA